Messenger RNA from Hansenula anomala, 573 nucleotides. Its product is annotated as sugar O-acetyltransferase. The transcript has 2 exons. Lineage: Eukaryota; Fungi; Ascomycota; Saccharomycetes; Phaffomycetales; Wickerhamomycetaceae. Gene Ontology annotation, molecular function: acetyltransferase activity. The record is from RefSeq and is a predicted model, not a curated record. The annotation marks the transcript as partial.
AAAGAUUAUGAAUUGAUGAUCUCUGGUAAUCGUUACAACUGUAUGAAUGAACAACUAUUAAUGGAUCGUUUAAUUCGUCAUGAAAUGGCUCAAGAUUAUGGGAACUUAAGAAUGGGAUCCCAAUCACCAGAAGAAUAUUUCCAAACUAGAAAUGAACACUUAAAGAAAAUCUUUGGUAAGAUAAAAGGUGACAGAGGCGCAUAUAUCGAAGCACCAUUCCAAGUUGAUUAUGGUUAUAAUAUUGAACUUGGUAAAGAUUUUUAUGCAAACUUCAACAUGACAAUCCUAGAUUGUUCACUUGUUAAAAUUGGUGAUGGUGUUCAAUUUGGUCCAAAUGUUGUCUUGAGUUGUGCUACACAUCCUGUAGAUUCAAAAGAAAGAUGUGUUGAUUUUAUUGAAUGGGCAAGAGAAAUCAUCAUUGGUGAUAAAGUUUGGUUAGGUGCAAAUGUUACAGUCUUACCAGGUGUAACUAUUGGUGCUGGAACUACUGUUGGUGCGAAUUCUGUUGUUUCAAGAAGUUUACCAGCUUAUUGUGUUGCUGUGGGUACACCUGCAAGAGUUGUUAAGAAAUUA